This is a messenger RNA of Bolinopsis microptera, 1143 nucleotides long. RefSeq names its product deoxyhypusine synthase-like. Gene Ontology annotation, cellular component: cytoplasm. Gene Ontology annotation, molecular function: deoxyhypusine synthase activity. Lineage: Eukaryota; Metazoa; Ctenophora; Tentaculata; Lobata; Bolinopsidae. Gene Ontology annotation, biological process: peptidyl-hypusine biosynthetic process. The record is from RefSeq and is a predicted model, not a curated record.
CAGAUGGAUGAAACAUUGUUAUCAAAGGCGGCUGUUUAUCCUGAAUCAGAAGAUUUUGAUGGACCCACUGUGAAGGGCUAUGAUUUCUCCCAAAGUUCAGUUGAUUAUGAUGCUCUAUUUGAAUCAUACAGAACUAUGGGGUUUCAAGCUACAAAUUUUGCAGCCGCUGUAGAUAUGAUAAACGAAAUGCUGGCUGCAAAAUCAUGUCCAUUUGAGGGGUUUAAAAUGCCUGAUGUCAGACAAGAAUCUGGUUGUACUAUAUUUUUAGGAUUCACUAGUAAUAUGAUCAGCAGUGGUGUCCGGGAAAACAUAAAGUUCCUUGUGAAAGAAAACUUGGUAGAUGUCCUUGUUACAACGUGUGGUGCUAUUGAAGAAGACAUUAUGAAAUGUUUUGCUCCUCAUCAAAUUGGAAGGUUUGAUUAUGAUGGCAAAACUUUGCGUUCUAAAGGCUUAAACCGUAUCGGCAAUUUGAUUGUCCCAUCCAAAAACUAUGAGCUCUUUGAAGAAUUUAAUGCAAUCCUUAAUUUUAUGCUUGAUGAACAGAUUGAAAAAGGAGAGAUAUGGAGCAGUAAAAUGACUACUCUAAUGGGGAGCGCAUUCAACAACGAAGACUGUGUACUGUAUGGCAUGGAAAAAAACAAAAUUCCGGUCUUCUGUCCUGCUAUAAUUGACGGAGCAGUUGGUGAUGUCAUGUAUUUUCACUCUUAUAACAGAGAAGGACUUAUAAUGGAUCUCACUCAAGACAUCAGAGCUAUAAACAGGACUGCUGUCGGUGCUCAAAAGAGUGGUAUGAUAAUAUUGGGAGGUGGCGUUAUAAAACAUCACAUAGCUAAUGCUAAUUUAAUGAGAAAUGGUACAGAUUUUUCAGUUUACAUAAAUACUGCUCAGCCUUUUGACGGUUCUGAUUCUGGUGCUACUCCAGAUGAAGCAGUUUCUUGGGGUAAAAUUAAACAUGGAUGUAAAGAACCUGUUAAAAUAUAUUGUGAAGCAACACUUGUAUUUCCUUUAAUUGUAGCACAAACAUUUGCUAAAUAUCAUCAAAAACGGUUGGAAAAGAGUAAAACCACCAAUGAAUGAGCUAUUUAUUAUAUUUUUUUUUUUUUUCAAAACCCCUGUUAGGUUUUUUUAAUGGUUUGCUUUUAG